Messenger RNA from Cucumis sativus (cucumber), 2333 nucleotides. Its product is annotated as general transcription factor 3C polypeptide 5. The transcript has 16 exons. The record is from RefSeq and is a predicted model, not a curated record. Lineage: Eukaryota; Viridiplantae; Streptophyta; Magnoliopsida; Cucurbitales; Cucurbitaceae. Gene Ontology annotation, cellular component: transcription factor TFIIIC complex. Gene Ontology annotation, biological process: transcription initiation at RNA polymerase III promoter. The coding region runs from base 500 to 2173 and encodes 557 amino acids.
AAAAUUUCCCUAAAAUAAACUAAUCGUAAUUCUAAUAGAAGAAGGAUUUUGACCAUCGUACUUAAUUCCUUCAUCACAGCCACCGACCACCCUCCCUCCGGUUUUCUUCUCCGGCAAAAACCACGCAGUAGACCCACAAGCAAGCGACGCAAAACCACCCCGACGGAGGCUAGCGCUACAGGUUUCUUGAACUGUGGACGACUGUACAGUGACGACGAAACAUUUGAUUGAACCUGCAAUCUCCUACUUCGAACGGUUCAAUUGAAGAAGUGUUUUCUCUUCGUUUGAGACUCCGGCGAGAACAAUCAGAUUGUUCAAUACUUCUGCGACAACUGUGGAGUCUUUAAUCAACGUUUUGUUUUUUACUUUGGAGUAGGCUCUCAGUUGUUACCCACGCUCUGAUUGGCCUGAAAUCAGAUUACCUUGGUCGUUUCCGAACACCAAGUAACAAGGUUCAGAGCCUUUUUGAGGUGUAUUGUCUCCAUAGUAGAAACUGAGAAUGGGGAAGCUGAAAGACAACACUAUCUCAGGGUUCUUACCUACUGCCCAGAAUUUUGCAGUUCACUAUCCUAGUUAUCCUUCGUCCAAGCAUCAGGCAAUUGAAAGUCUAGGAGGAACACAAUCAAUUCUCAAGGUUCGUGGUCUCCAAUCAAAUAAAUUAGAGCUUCGCUUUAGACCUGCAGAUCCAUAUUCACAUCCAACAUAUGGGGAGCUUCGUCCAUGCAGUGGUUUUCUUUUGAAAAUAUGCCAUUCAAAAAGUGAUACUAACGAGGGAAUCAUGAAAGUUGAAGAAGUACCCGGAGAAGAUGAAGUAAACCUUGAUUUUGAGAUGGUUGCUCGUGUGCCUGAAGCAUAUCAUUUUGAGGGCAUGGUUGACUACCAACACGUCGUUGCUGUUCAUGCUGAUGCUACCCAAAGAAAGAAGGGGAAUUGGGCAGAAAUGCACGAGCCACGUUUAGGGAAGAGUAAUGCCAUUGAUGUGGACAAGGAGGAUACUAUGAUUUUAGUUCCUCCACUAUUUUCAAUUAAGGAUGUGCCAGAAAAUUUAGUGUUAAAAACACCUGCUAUAUAUAUUCCAAGAAAGAAAUCAGAAACUGUACAAAAUCCUUGCGAAGUAAUUUGCGAGGUGGAUAUAGAACCUGUUCUUGCAAUUGAUUUUAAUAUUAAAGAUAUUCCAAAAACUGUGAUAUGGGAGAAGUACGUACCCCAAGGCUCAGAUGAAUGGGAUUAUCAGGUUGCUGUGUCUAAGUUGUUUGAGGAACGUCCAAUAUGGCCAAAGGAUUCUCUAGUUCAACGAAUGCUUGAUAUGGGCCUAGCUUUUAGCCAUGGAGUGCUUAGAAGGCUUCUUUCUAGGAUUGCAUAUUACUUUUCUAGUGGACCUUUCCAAAGAUUUUGGAUAAAAAAAGGUUACGAUCCUCGAAAAGAUCGCAAUUCUAAAAUAUACCAACGAAUUGAUUUUCGAGUUCCCGUGUCAUUACGAAGUUAUUGCAAUUCCAAUGCUUCUAACGAGUUGUGUUACGGACAUGCAGGGAUAAGUGCAUUUCAAGUUUUUCCUCGCAAGUUCCAAACAUCAUUGCAACUUUUUGAACUUCAAGAUGAGUAUAUUCAAGAAGAGAUAAGAAAACCCUCCGAGGAAGCAUUGUGUUCGUAUGAAUCUGGAUGGUUUUCUCUGCGUAUCCUAAAUUGCAUCCGACAACGAAUCAUGAUGAGGUUUUUAUCAGUGUUCCCAACAGCAGGUGCAGAAGCUUUACUCACAGCAGCCUCUGAAAGCUUUGAAAAAUUGAAGAGGGGGGAUAGAAAAGACUGCUCAAAGGUUGACCAGGAAGAGGAACAUGAAGCGAAUGCAGCAGUUGCGAACCAUGAUGACAAACUGGAUGCUAGUUACGCCGAAGAAGAUGAAGAAGACGGCAUAGGUGUUGAGAGUGGCAAUGAGGCAUUAGAUGCAUAUGACGAUUUCAAUAUGGUUGGUGACGAUGAUGAGUUUUCUCUGCACUCACAUUCAUAUUUAGGCAUGGAGGAUGUUUCAAGAACACAUUUACAAGAAUUGUUUGGUAGCUUUCCGUCGUUGGAUGAAGAUGGGGAGAAGAUGAUGGACGAUGGAGAUGGCAGUGACGAAGAGUAUCAAAUUUAUGAGCAAGAUACUGAUAUGGACUCUGACGAGGAUGAUGAAUAAAUAAUACCUUAUCGUUUUUUCUUUCAUAAUCUUGUCAGUUAAUUUAUUUGUACUUAACUGAUUUUGUUAUUUUGUAAUUAUAAUAUAAAUCUUUUAGUUUAUGUUGGGAGUGUACAUAUAGUCGUGGGAAUGGCAGUAGAACUUCUUGACAUGUACUUAA